GGCUCUUCUCUCUUCAAAAAUCCAACACUUGCAGCAACCUCAAACGUUACCCUCUCAAAACCCAGAAAACUACGAACCCAAGUGGACAGAAAGUGAGUUAAGUGAAAGCAAAAGUCUUAACUCCCCCUCUUGGCUCUUACUUGGCCUCAAGAACCCAAAACCCAACACCGUAAUAAAAGAACCAAAGCAGAAAUGAACCCAGAAUUGCAGACAAUGUUUCUGGUUUUCUUGCUUCUGUUUCUGAAUCCUCUGCUUCAUGCUUCUGCUCUAAACCAGGAAGGUCUGUACCUCCAGCGAGUCAAGCAAAGCCUUUCCGACCCAACCAAUGCCCUCUCCUCCUGGAACGACCGAGACGACACGCCAUGCAAUUGGCGCGGCAUUUCCUGCGACUCGGUAACGGGACGAGUCAAUUCGGUGAACCUUUCUGAUUUCCAACUAGCCGGACCUUUCCCAGUUUUCCUUUGCCGCCUUCCUUCUAUUAGCUCCAUAUCUCUCGUCAACAACUUCAUCAACUCAUCCCUGCCCGCGGAUCUCUCCACCUGUCAAAAUCUAACGACCCUCAAUCUCUCACAGAACCUCAUUGUGGGGUCUCUCCCGAACUCCCUCGCGGAAAUUCCGACACUGAAAAAUCUAAUUCUCUUCGGAAAUAACUUCUCAGGUGAAAUUCCCGCGAGUUUUGGACGAUUCCAACGGCUCGAGCUGUUGAGUUUGGCGGGAAAUCUCCUCAACGGAACGAUUUCUCCUUUCCUGGGAAACAUUUCGACUCUCAAAGAACUCGACCUCGCUUAUAACCCGUUUUUGCCGAGUCAUAUACCAAGCGAACUCGGUAACCUAACGAAUCUCGAGCAGCUCUUUCUCGCCGGUUGUAACCUCGUGGGUCAGAUUCCGCCACGUUUCAGUCGUUUGAGUGGGCUUAUAAAACUUGAUUUGUCCUUCAACCGGCUCACUGGGUCAAUCCCCAGUUCGAUUUCCGAGUUGAAGAAAAUUGAGCAACUUGAGUUAUAUAACAACUCUUUAUCCGGUGAGUUGCCUUUAACUAUGGGGAAUUUAACUACAUUGAAGCGAUUCGAUGCGUCCAUGAACGAGUUAACAGGGACAAUUCCGACCGGGUUAUGCGGGUUACAGCUUGAGUCAUUGAAUCUUUUUGAUAACAGGCUUGAAGGGACUUUACCAGAGAGCAUAACUCGGUCAAAAGACUUGCGCGAGCUGAAAUUGUUCAACAACAAACUCAGUGGGCGUUUGCCGAGUCAACUCGGUGCAAACUCGCCAUUGCAAAGUCUGGAUUUGUCUUACAAUCAAUUUUCUGGUGAAAUCCCGGAGAAUCUGUGUGCAAAGGGGCAAUUAGAGGAUCUGGUUUUGAUUUACAACUCAUUUUCGGGUAAAAUCCCGGAAAGUCUAGGCAAAUGCUGGAGCUUGGGCCGGGUUCGGUUCAAGCACAACCGUUUCUCGGGCCGGGUCCCAGACGGGUUCUGGGGACUACCCAGAGUAUUCUUGCUUGAACUUGCUGAAAAUUCCUUUAGUGGGCAAAUUUCAAAGACGAUCUCAAGUGCUCAUAACCUCUCAAUUCUCUCAAUUUCCAACAACCCGUUUUCCGGGUCGUUAGCUGAUGAAAUCGGGUCAUUGGUGACACUGGUAGAAAUAUCUGCUAGUGGAAACGGGUUCACGGGUCGGAUUCCAGGAUCUUUUGUGAAAUUAAGGCAGUUGGUUAGGCUUGAUCUUAGUGACAAUGAGCUUGAUGGAGGGAUCCCGGAAGGAAUUAAGGGAUGGACGAAUUUGAAUGAGCUAAAUUUGGGUAACAAUAGACUAUCUGGUAGUAUUCCUAGUGAUAUUGGCAGCUUGCCUGUGCUUAAUUAUCUUGAUCUUUCCAGUAACUCAUUUUCUGGGAAAAUCCCAAUUGAGUUGCAGAAUUUAAAGCUCAAUGUGCUUAAUUUGUCGAAUAAUCGACUUUCAGGAGAGCUCCCUCCUAUUUAUGCUAAGGACAUGUACAGGAAUAGCUUUGUGGGGAAUCCCGGACUAUGUGGUGAUUUGGAGGGUCUUUGUCCAACGAUUGGUAAAUCUAAGAACCAGGGUUACAUGUGGAUCCUCAGAUGCAUCUUUGUACUUGCUGGCUUGGUUUUUGUUGUAGGAGUCGUUUGGUUCUACAUGAAGUACCGGAGUUUCAAAAAGAACAAGAAAGGAGCUACCAUAUCGAAGUGGAGAUCGUUUCAUAAGCUUGGGUUUAGUGAAUUUGAGAUUGCUGAUUGCCUCAAGGAAGAGAAUGUGAUAGGAAGUGGAGCUUCUGGCAAAGUUUACAAAGUUGUGCUUAGAAAUGGUGAAGCAGUGGCAGUGAAGAAACUCAGUGGAGGUGUUAAGAAAGGGGAUUCUUUGAGUGCUGAUACAGAGAGAGAUGAGUUUGAAAGUGAAGUUGAAACACUGGGAAAGAUUAGACACAAGAAUAUUGUGAGACUGUGGUGUUGUUGCAAUGCUGGAGAUAGCAAACUUUUAGUUUACGAGUAUAUGCCGAAUGGGAGCUUGGGGGAUUUGUUGCACAGUAGCAAGGGGGGCUUGUUAGAUUGGCCCACUAGGUAUAAGAUUGCUUUAGAUGCAGCUGAGGGAUUGUCCUAUUUGCAUCAUGACUGUGUUCCUCCAAUUGUUCAUCGGGAUGUGAAAUCAAACAAUAUAUUGUUAGAUGGAGAAUUUGGUGCCAGAGUUGCAGAUUUUGGAGUUGCUAAGAUCGUUAAAAGAGUUGGGAAAGGUGCAGAAUCAAUGUCUGCGAUUGCGGGUUCGUAUGGUUACAUUGCACCAGAAUAUGCCUAUACCCUAAGAGUGAAUGAGAAGAGUGAUAUCUACAGUUUUGGGGUUGUCAUCUUAGAGCUGGUUACUGGGAAACCCCCAACUGAUCCAGCGUUUGGGGAGAAAGAUGUGGUAAAAUGGGUCUGUGCUACCUGCGACCAAAAGGGUGUGGAUCAAGUAAUCGACCCGAGACUGGACUCUAAGUACAACGAAGAAAUUUGCAGGGUACUCGAUAUUGGUCUCCUCUGCACUAACGCUCUUCCCAUCAACCGCCCUUCAAUGAGGAAGGUGGUGAAAUUGUUGCAAGAGGCUGGAGGGGAGAACAAGGCCAAAGCUGGUAAGGAUGGAAAGCUCUCCCCAUAUUUUUACAACGAGGAAGCCUCUGAUCAAGGUAGUGUAGUAUAAUUCUAUCAGUUGAAACUGGAGAAUCCCUCUGAAAUCCAACUUGCUCACGCGUGGUAGGUUUCCUGGGGGAAAGGAAAUGGUACAGUAGCACGAGAGGGCAAUAAAAAUUGACAGUGCCCCACUGCGAGAAGUAUACCAAGGAGUUAGAAGACCACAGAGUAAGACAUUGGACAGUGUCGAGUGUCUGGAAUUCUGAUUGGUGUUUCUUCUCUGGUUAGGUAAUGGUAACAAGGCAAAAAUGAAGAAUGCAAAACAUUUAUUUCCAUAAGCAAGUAAGCAACCGCUGUAGCACAAUUGUACAAAUAGUUUGUCAAAAUUUUGAAAAAGAUCCCAAUCUAGAGUGUGCUCAUUCUCCUUUUUAUUUAUUUAUAAUUUUUAUACCUA
This is a messenger RNA of Theobroma umbraticum, 3561 nucleotides long. RefSeq lists its product as uncharacterized. Gene Ontology annotation, biological process: protein phosphorylation. Gene Ontology annotation, molecular function: protein kinase activity; receptor serine/threonine kinase binding; ATP binding. NCBI's taxonomy places the organism in Eukaryota, Viridiplantae, Streptophyta, Magnoliopsida, Malvales, Malvaceae. The record is from RefSeq and is a predicted model, not a curated record.